Messenger RNA from Anarrhichthys ocellatus (wolf-eel), 5060 nucleotides. RefSeq names its product gap junction protein alpha 9b (gene gja9b). NCBI's taxonomy places the organism in Eukaryota, Metazoa, Chordata, Actinopteri, Perciformes, Anarhichadidae. The record is from RefSeq and is a predicted model, not a curated record. Gene Ontology annotation, molecular function: gap junction channel activity. The transcript has a single exon. Gene Ontology annotation, biological process: cell-cell signaling. Gene Ontology annotation, cellular component: connexin complex. The coding region runs from base 1726 to 3234 and encodes 502 amino acids.
CCCGACCCCAGAUAAGCGGAGGAAGGAUGGAUGGAUUUUGAGGGUUUGGAACAAAUUCCAACAAAGGAUGUAGCUGAGCCGGGAUCUCUUGGCAGUACUGGAAUCUGAUACUAUUAUGUGUUUUCUUUGGAAUAGAAUCGCAUGACAAUAAGAAUCGUGUUUUCAUGACCUGAGAAUGAGCCGCUCAUAUCUACACAAAACUGGCAAAUAAUGUUUCUACAGGAGGCCGGAGCGGACAAACCAAACAUUGCUUCUAGAAAGUGCCGUUCACGUUUCGGCGUCGGCCUCCCGGCCACUGUAGUUCUCCUACAUGCGUGGAACCUGGGAGCAAGUUUCAGUUGGUUGCAAUCUGCAACCUCACCUCUAGAAGCUGCGAAAUCCUACACACUGCACUUUUUUCAGGACGAUUUAUUGAUUUUCUAAAUUCGUUUGACCGAUUAAUCGUGUAAUUUGUUCAGCUCGAGCCGCAACAACCAACGCAGAGAGCUCGUACCACACUGCUCAUUAGUUUAACAAGGCUGUCUUGCAGCAUAUUGUUGUAAAUGAGAAAGUAUCUAGCAUUUUAAAAUUAUCUUUCAAUGUAAGGGUUGAAAUUUAAAUCAGGAUAUUGCAUCUUCUUGCAUGGAUUAUAAUCCACUUCACAAGAUUCUUAUCAAACCCAGUGCACCACUUCUGUCCCGUGUGAUGCGGAGGACCAAACCAGUUCAGGGUCCUUUAGGGUUCAACCGCAAACUGGUAUAAAUUGCGACACAUUUCACCCCUAAUGACUGGGCAGGAACUGGCAGUCGGUCCAUUCAUACCGCUGCGAGGUAAAUGGCAACAGAGCAGGGGUAUUGAUCGUUUCUGUCUUUCAAAGGCUAUAAGUUGUGAACAACCAGAGCCAGCAGGGAUCAUUUGUUAGUGUCCAGUAUUCACCAACAGUGGAGAGAGAAGUCUCUCCCGGUGUUGAAAGUUUGACCUUUUUAGAAGAGGAUAAAGAAGAUAAACGAUGUGCUUGUAGGAUUGCUUUCAGCAGCGUUGUUGCCAAAAGGCCUUUAUUGUUACAUUUCAUAUCCAAGAUGAAAGGUAAGUCGACUUAACUCUUUUUGUUAAAUCAUACGGUGCAUUUUAUUGUCUUUUGUUGUAGGAAAAAACUGUUUCUUAUUAAUAACAUCAUUACAAUUAUUGAUUUGUAUUUGAUUCUGAGAUGAUUGGUGAUGCCCAAUGUUACCAAUAUAUCUUAUAUCGUUUUAUUGAAAUGCUGCUGUAUGUUAUCGUGUACAUGAAAAUGGUACAGAAUGCCUAAUGCAACAAUUUAAGAUUAGUACUUAAGCAUUUUAAUUCAUGUCUGAUGGGUUGAGGUUCUGUUGUAACCGGGUAAACUGGUUGCACGAUUGAAAACCUUGUUCUCAGCAAUGGUGGAAGAAGUAUUUGGAUCUUUAGUCUUAGCAGUACCAGAGUGUGGAAAUACUCUGUUACAAGUCCUGCAUUCAAACUUUGAUCUUAAAAGUACAUAAGUACUAUCAGAAAAGUACUUAAAGUAGCAAGUGUAAAAAAAUACUCACUAUGUAGUAAAUGGUUAAUUAAAGCCAUUUUAAUGCCAUCUGUAUCAUUAUCAAAUUUUUAAAACUCCCAAAUAUCGACCUUAUUAUCGCCUUCUGAAAUCCAGUCUUUAAUCAGGUUUCAUCAACAAUCAUAACUUUGAUUUUUAUUCCCUCAUCCGUUACAGCUCUGCCAAUGUAAAACAUGGGAGACUGGAACUUCCUUGGAGGGAUCUUGGAGGAGGUGCAUAUCCACUCCACCAUGGUCGGCAAGAUCUGGCUGACCAUCCUGUUCAUAUUCCGGAUGCUGGUGCUGGGCGUCGCGGCGGAAGACGUGUGGAACGACGAGCAGUCCGACUUCAUCUGCAACACCGACCAGCCGGGCUGCCGAAACGUCUGCUACGACCAGGCCUUCCCCAUCUCCCUCAUCCGCUACUGGGUGCUCCAGGUCAUCUUCGUGUCCUCGCCCUCCCUGGUGUACAUGGGCCACGCCAUCUACCAGCUGCGGGCUCUGGAGAAGGAGCGCCACUGCAAGAAGGUGGCUCUCCGUCGGGAGCUGGAGGCGGUGGACGCGGAGCUGGUGGAGGUGCGGCGGAGGAUCGAGAAGGAGAUGAAGCAGCUGGAGCAGGGGAAGCUCAACAAGGCUCCGCUCAGGGGCUCUCUGCUGUGCACUUAUCUGGUCCACAUUAUCACGCGCUCAGUGGUGGAGGUCAGCUUCAUGGUGUGUCAGUACUUCCUCUACGGACACCGGCUGCACCCUCUCUACAAGUGUGAGCGGGAGCCGUGCCCGAACGUGGUCGACUGCUUCGUCUCCAGGCCCACCGAGAAGACCGUGUUCAUGGUGUUCAUGCAAGGGAUCGCCUGCCUCUCUCUCUUUCUCAGCCUCCUGGAGAUCAUGCACCUGGGAUUCAAGAAGCUCAAGAGGGGCAUCCUGGACUACUACCCGCACCUGAAGGCCGACCUCGACGAGUAUUACGUCGACAAGUCGAAGAAGAACUCGGUCGUGCAUCAGGUUUGCGUAGGCACGUCCGUGGGUCGCAAGACCACGAUCCCCACGGCGCCGUGUGGAUACACGUUGCUGUUGGAGAAGCAGGGCAACGGGCCCACCUACCCUCUCCUUAACGCCUCCUCUGCCUUUGUCCCGAUAAAAGGGGACCCUGGCGCAAAGCCGGAUGGCCAUAAGGAUGGCAAGGAGGAAGUGCCGAGCCCCACGGAGCAGAACAGCAACUCCAAUAACACGAGCAGCGAGACGCGUUCCCCUCCUGCGGACAAACAGGAGGAGCCGGAGGAGCAGUCUUCGCCCCGUUGUGAGCACAUGGAGUGCGCCAGCCCCAAGUACCCCACCCUCCCCGUGGCGGACGCCUCCUCGUGCACAACGAUGUCAGGCGUUGCGAGGAAGUCGCGGAGGGUCAGUCCACCGUGGAACUGCUCAACGCUGGUGGAGGGGAACGGCUCGGACAGCGGAGACUCCUACCACGGGAACAACAGCAUGAAGCUGCGCAGCAGCUGCGUGGGACCCAGAGCGAGGAUGCUCUCCAAAUCAGACAUUAAGAGACCGAGCAGGUCUCAGAGCCCGGACUCCGCAGGGGAGCUGAGCUCAGUGUCUCGACACAGCCGGGAGAGCAACAGCCCCAUCGCUUCCUCUCCGAACCGCAGAGUGUCGGCGGUGAGCAGCAGCAGCAGCAGAAGGGCCCCAACUGAUCUGCAGAUAUAAACAGACUGUACGCUCGUCGACAUGGCAACAGAAACUCUCGAUUAGCCAGGUGUGGGCACUUUUCACAUAUUUAGAGUUCUUAUAAAGACAUUGAAACAAGCACAAAAGGCCUUUGUUACUCGUUGCUGUGGAGAUUAUGCUAUCGACUCCAAAGAGCAACCUUGAUUUCCAAUAACUCUGCAAUCCAACUUCCACUUUUCAGAUUUUACCAGGUGAGCAGACCACAAUGGACUGUUCAGUCUUAGUGCAUUCACUGGUCUGUUACAGAGAUUCAGAUGGACAUUUAAUGAUUCGACUGUACGUGAUAGCUCUGUCUGAAUGAUUAGAGGGGAAUGGAAAACUGAACCGCAAAUCUAUAAUGUUGUUUCAGGUCACAACGUGCAGUUACGCAACCUGAUACUUUUCAAUCAGUGACGCUGAUGGGUCACGUGGGAGAGAAGUGCUAAAUAUCUUUGCCUUGUUACGGUGACAUGAAUAAAAAAAAAUGGUGUUUAAUGUGCUGUCAUUUAUCAGACCUUCCCUUUGGGCACAUGAGCAGCAACCUCUGAAUUAUUGCUUUUGUAUUCUUACUAACGCAAUUGAGAUGAUAUCAAUUAAAAUGUCUUUGAAAAAAUUAAAGGCCAGUCUAAGAAAAUAUUAUAAUUAUUAUUUUUUUAUGUAUUUAUUUCAGAUGAAUGGCUGCGUAUGUAAACAGAAUCCUUUGGUUGAAAACAGAGGAACAAUCGUAAAUGUAGGACAUCAAGAGAAGGACUGUUGCCAAAUGCUGAAUAUUUAUUUUUAUUUAUGACAAAGCAAAAGUUCCUUGUUGAUACGCAACAAAAGAAUUGUGAUUUUGUAUUCACUGUACAUCCCUUAAAAUUUAAUAAUAUUUCUUUAUAUUUUUACCCCAGAAAGCAAUGACAAAACCCCUCCUUUCUACUCUGCUGGCCCCUCCUCAGGCGAUGGUUCGUACUGCAUCAGCUGGAAAAUGAUAUUAAUGCAGAGAUUAGAGGUCACAGUAGCAGCAGCACACUCAAACACGGUUAUCUGGUUAUCUGUAAAUGUGGACUUUUACUAGCAUCUCACCCUGUUUCUCAGCUCUUUGUUCUCCCCCAUGAGAAGGUUGCAUUUCUGUUGCAGGUCAGCCAGCUCCAUGCGAAGAGCCUCAGCGUCCGCUGACUCUGGACCAGUCGCAUCGAGCUGAAGCUUUAUGAAACUGUGCCGGAGGUUAAGGUCAACGUCUGUUUACAAGUUUUAAAAGCCAUAUUCCGGCUGAAUGGCUGUUUAUCUCCCCAGCAGUAUUGCUGACAUUUCAAACAUACCCACAUGCUUUCAAAGGGGAAAUACUGUGCUUUCUAUUCACUGACUGUGUGAUAAAUCUGUAAAACACUGAAAACUUUUUCCAGGAAUUAUAUUGCUUCCUUGUCUGGAAAUCUUGGAAGGUCCAAGUCUCCUAUUCUUAAAUGUAUGCCAUCAAGGAGAACUGCCAUUGCAUUUACAGGUUAAAGUGCAUGUGGAAAAGGGGGCUUGUAAUGGCAAAGUUUGAGUCUUUCCCAUUUCUGUUGCCAUGUUAGCUCUAGGACUAUUACAACAGGGACCACAACUCUUCUCAGCUAGUUCCCGGAGUAAACCCUGAAGAAUUUAAACUGAAAGCAGACACAAGGCCUUCUGGUUUUAAUAAGCUGGAUAUUAUUUAGUCUAUAUAUUUCAUCAAAUGUACCAUAAUGGUUGACCAAACUCAUCCGCUUGAUUUCAUCGUUAAAGGCACAGAAAGACUCGUUUAUUACCCCUAAACGUUAUAUAAUGCUGCCCACGUGAGAAAAGGAUACUCCAGUGCGUUGUCGGGU